AUGGCUGUUUUAGUUACAGGUGCUACAGGUUUUAUUGCCCAAUGGGUCUUGGAUUAUUUGUUGAAGGAGAAUUACCAAGUUAUCGGUACUGUUAGAUCUCAGGAGAAGGGAGACAAGUUACACAAGCAGUUUGGAAGUCCUUCGAAUUUGAGCUUUGAAAUCGUGAAGGAUAUUUCCGAUACAGAGGCCUUUGAACCUCUCUUCAAGAAAAGAGGCAAAGAAAUUGACAUUGUGUUGCACACUGCAUCACCUUUCCACUUUAACACUAACGAAUAUGAAAAGGAUCUAUUGAUUCCUGCGUUGAACGGUACAAGAGGUGUUCUUAAUGCCAUCAAGAAGUAUGGUGAUGUGAAGAAGGUUGUCGUCACGUCAUCUUAUGCCGCGAUCACAGAUAUGGUGAACUCAGGUGAUGGUAGCCUUGUCUUCACUGAGAAGGAUUGGAACCCAGCCACUUGGGAAGGGUGCCAGACUGACGCCAUGAAUGCCUACUGUGCUUCAAAGAAAUUUGCGGAACAGGCAGCUUGGGAGUUUUCCAAGGAGACUGGUGUGUCACUGACCACUAUCAACCCUGUUUUCGUGUUUGGACCUCAGAAAUUUGAUGAGGAUGUUACAUCUCAGUUGAACACUUCGAAUGAAAUAAUCAAUGGGUUAAUUCACAGCAAGCCAGGUGAUAAACUUGAACCAGAUUUCCAUGCUGUCUAUGUGGAUGUUCGUGAUGUUGCAAGGGCCCAUUUGAUUGCAUUCCAAAAGGAUACUGCUGGUGAAAGACUGGGUCUUUCUAAUGGUAGAUUUAGCUCUCAGGGCAUCCUUGAUAUAUUGAAUGAAAAGUUCCCUCAAUUGAACAUUUCCAAGGGACCUGAACCUGGUAAGGAAGAUACAAAGCCUGCUGCGAAGUUUGACAACAGACACUCUAAGGAAGUGCUAGGAUUUCCAUUCAUCAGCCUUGAGCAAUCAGUGUACGAUACCGUGGCACAGGUUUUGAAAAAAGAGGGACGUUUAUAG
This is a messenger RNA of Zygosaccharomyces rouxii, 1002 nucleotides long. Its product is annotated as SDR family oxidoreductase. The coding region runs from base 1 to 1002 and encodes 333 amino acids. The record is from RefSeq and is a predicted model, not a curated record. The transcript has a single exon. Lineage: Eukaryota; Fungi; Ascomycota; Saccharomycetes; Saccharomycetales; Saccharomycetaceae. Gene Ontology annotation, molecular function: oxidoreductase activity, acting on the CH-OH group of donors, NAD or NADP as acceptor.